CGAAACAGGAGACACCGAGGGCGGUCAUCCAAUCCAGAUCCAUCCUAUCAUCAUGCCCUCGACGGCGUCGAAGAUGUUGCAGGCUUGCCGUCAGGCAUCUCGCGCUGCCCGCUCAGCUGCGUCGGCCGCAUCUCGCUGUGCCGCGCUAGUCGCCCGCGCAGAUUCAGGCGGUGCGGCUGCGGCUGCCUCAGAUCCGUUCUCCCGGAGCCACCCCUUGGGCAGCGGUCGUUUCCCCAUCGCCGCACAGCGACAGCCCCCCUGGAGCCCUGGCACUGGCAGUGGAUCCACAAUCGCCGCACCACCAACCAAUACCAAAAUCCACCGUCCAGCUCCAGCACCAGGUAAGGUGAAAUUUGUGGCACAAGAGAGAGACCUUGAGUCAAAUGAAGCCUUGUGGGCCUUGUAUGAGCGCUGGUGCAAGGCUUUCAACCAGGAGCGUGACCAUGAUGAGAUGGCUCGUCGGUUCAACACCUUCAAGGAGACUGUGCUCAAGGUGGACGAAACGGACAAAGCUCAUCUGCCAUACAAACUUGAAAUUAACCAAUUUGCUGAUGGGAAGCUAGAAGAACUCCGGAGCCAUAAACUUCCUUUUACAGAGUUUUAUAGGAGGUCUGGUGAUAUCUUGUUCAACAAAGACCUUGAGGGACAUUAACUGGAAAACCCAAAUCAAUCUGCGUCAUCUCUGCUGGAGCAACCUGAACCUCUAGUAAGCUAUGCUUAUUUGUAGCACGUCGUGAUUUGGAACCAAACUCAUUCAUAUGGAAGGUUUAUAUGCUUGUUUAA
Messenger RNA from Lolium perenne, 783 nucleotides. The record is from RefSeq and is a predicted model, not a curated record. Lineage: Eukaryota; Viridiplantae; Streptophyta; Magnoliopsida; Poales; Poaceae.